Tripterygium wilfordii is the source of this 897-nucleotide messenger RNA. RefSeq lists its product as uncharacterized. Bases 1 to 897 code for a protein of 298 amino acids. Gene Ontology annotation, cellular component: Golgi membrane. The transcript has a single exon. Gene Ontology annotation, molecular function: hexosyltransferase activity. Lineage: Eukaryota; Viridiplantae; Streptophyta; Magnoliopsida; Celastrales; Celastraceae. The record is from RefSeq and is a predicted model, not a curated record.
AUGCGGCAAAAGAGAGUAAUCUUAGUUUCACUACCUUCACUUGUUCUCUUCCUCUUCUUCUUCUCCUACAUCUACUUCAACGCAUUUCUCAGAUCAUCGCUACUCGCUAAUUCAUCCAAAAACACCAUCAAACUUGCCAACAAUAUUAACUCCACCACACAAUCCAAAUUCAGCAUCUUCAUUGGAAUCCUAACCCGUCCGGACAACUACAACCACCGCCACUUCCUCCGCCUCGUCUAUGGCAUCCAAUCCUCACCUAUAGCCGACAUAGAUGUCAAAUUCGUCUUCUGCAACCUAACAAAACCCGAACAAAGAGUCUUAGUCUCUCUUGAAAUCUUACGUUUUAACGACAUUGUUAUUCUCAAUUGCCUAGAGAACAUGAACAAUGGCAAGACUUACUCCUACUUCUCUUCUCUCCCAAAAAUCCUCUCCAAGCGUUACGAUUAUGUAAUGAAAGCUGAUGACGAUGUCUUCAUUAGGCUUAAGCCCUUAUCAUUGUCAUUACAACAUUUACCUAGGGUGGAUUUGUAUUAUGGAUUUGUGAUUCCAUGCAAGAGCAUGAACCCUCACGUGGAGUAUAUGUCCGGGAUGGGGUUUUUGUUGUCUUGGGACAUUGUGGAGUGGAUUGGACGGUCCGAGAUUCCUCGAACCGAGACGGUUGGACCGGAGGAUAAGUUGGUUGGGAAGUGGUUGAAGAUUGGGGGGAAAGGGCAGAACCGGUUUAGCGAUAAACCGAGGAUGUAUGAUUAUCCGGGAACGAAUGGUCGGUGCUCUCAUGAGCUUAUUCCGGAAACUGUGGCGGUUCACAGGCUUAAGAAGUGGCAUCAAUGGUUCCACGUCCUUGAUUUCUUUAAUUUAACGAGAGGUGUUACGGAUUCGAAGUUGUACCAUUUUUAA